Dentiscutata erythropus is the source of this 972-nucleotide messenger RNA. NCBI's taxonomy places the organism in Eukaryota, Fungi, Glomeromycota, Glomeromycetes, Diversisporales, Gigasporaceae. The record is from the annotation of a GenBank genome assembly.
AUGUACCCCACAGUUGAAAAAGAAUUAUUAAAUUAUGUUCAAAUAAAACAGGCAGAAAGGAUAGCAGUUACUGCUUCUAUGAUUGGAAGAAAGGCGAGAGAAUUAAGGAAGACUUUAGAUAUUCAAGAUGCAAAGUUCUCCUCUGGUUGGACACAACACGCACAAAAACUUCCAGAAGAUAUGCUCUUAGUUGUUAAAGAAUUCCUUCAAACUUCACGUGAAAAAACAAAGGACAUUGAAAAAAAAUUUAUUAUCCCUUUUGAUGAGACACCAAUGUGGUUUGACAUGCCCCGAAAUACAACAAUCGAUUUUGAAGGCGUUCGGCAAGUUUCCACGAGACGUUGUGGUGACUCGGCACCUUGUGCAAAUAUGAUAGGAGAUUUAAUGAUCUCCACUUAUAUUCCACAAGUUAUUCGGGCCAGACUGAAUGGGUUCUUUAAAAGUAAAGGUAUAAUCUUUGUUGAUCGCCAUCGCAGUCAUGUUCAUAAUGAUGUAGUUAAAGCAUUAAAGAUGAUACCUGGUGGAACCACUUGCGUCUUGCAACUUCCCGAUGUAUUAGUAAACAAGCCAUUUAAAAAUAGCAUGACACGAAGGUGGGAAAAAUGGAUGGAUGAAGGGAAAGGUGGGUUUACUAAAAAAGAAAACCGCAAAAAAGCAUCAUAUGAAUUGGUAUGGGAAUGGGUAUCUGAAACGUGGAGGGAAAUCAGUACAGAUCUUUUGGCUAGAUCUUUUGAAGCAGCCGGGCUUAUGCUUAACCCUAAUGGCAGUGAAGAUGACAAGAUGACAAGCUAUCUUCGAGCUAUUAUUGCAAACCGUAUAAAUGAGGUGUGUUUUUUCGAGGAAGAAAAUAAUGAAUCAUCAAAUCAGGAUAGUGUAGAUAAUGAAUCAAAUCUUGACGAUGAAUUUGGUGAUGAACUUUACAGUAAAAGUGCGACAGAUGAUGACUCUGAAGAUAUGAUAGACAUCGAAUAA